This is a messenger RNA of Chara braunii, 4623 nucleotides long. Lineage: Eukaryota; Viridiplantae; Streptophyta; Charophyceae; Charales; Characeae. The record is from the annotation of a GenBank genome assembly.
UCUCGCAAGGCGGAGGCUUUGAGAGGGACCUGCACAUCCUGUGCACCGUCAACGGACUUCUCGCCAUGGAAGGCCGCAGAUUCACAGCCGAGCUCAUGGGCGGUUAUGAGGGGGCGAUGAGCAUAGAGGAUGCGAGACUGGAGGACACGAGAGGUGUGGUGGGUGGUGGCGGUCCCGGUUUCCCUGGAUGGAGUCAAGAUUGUGCCAGGAACUCGCCGAUGGAGAGAGGAGUCGGCCAACGGGUAGAAGGGCAUCCGUGGACGUUUGGUGGGAUGGACAGGCCUGGUACUGGCGGGGGGCAGCAAGGGUUUUAUGGCGUGGAUUCGACCCCGCCAGGUGGCAAUCUGCAAGGAGGGGUGCCACGUGGCGGUGUAGGGGACGGGUACAGCGAAGAGGCUGUCCAUCACACUUCAAAGGUAGAUGCCAGCCUCCCACAGUUCAACGUCAAUGCGCAGGGGUGCGGUGCAUGGGGAGGAGGACAGCCGCAGCGCCGAUCGCUCGGAGUGCAGCACACGCCGUACAUUGCACACCAACCUCGGCUGUCGAUGGCAGAUCAGCAGCAUGGCCAUCCUGCGGACAAUUUCGACCGCAAAAUGACGCACCUUUGUCGUGGUCAGCAACCGCCAUCCACACCUGGCAGUGCGCCGACAGGAGGAAGAGUUGACGACUUGUCUCCUGCACGGCGCAUGGCGUCCGCAUCGGGGCAUUCCGGGACGUGGGAUGGAAUGCCGUCACCGAUGGGAUCAUCCAUCGGAGUGCAUGUUCGCAGCGUGUGGUUGGGCAGGAACCUCGACGCUUUCGGGGAAGAGAUUACGAGGAGGACCACGCGAGUGUACUCCGUGGAUGUCAACGGCCUGCCCUCUGUAAUUCUCGAUGUCGCUCUUGGUUUCGCGGGGGACUUGCUGAGCCAUGUCCUCAUCUGGGUCACGAAGCUCGCGGACGACAUACCGGAUGACUGGCGUAUGCUGGAGCACGACAUCGUCGGGGACAUCGUCCUCAAGAGCGUGGAGUACCUGGCGCUGGAGCACGCGGAGGGACUGGACAUGGGGGCAUUCUACCGCACCUUUCUCGAUCCGCCACUCGUCGGGCGGGGGUAUCUCCACGGCGAAAUCAAGGUGAACCCGGCCAAAGCUUCUGCUCUCCCCUCCUCACCUCUGCUCACCACGUAUCCCAUCUCGCCUCUAGUGCAACAGCGAGAGAGUGAAUCCGCCUACUACGUCCCAGCAGCGGCUCCCGUAGGAAGUACUCUUGGCAAUCAGAACGAUCACUUUUAUCAGCCAGAGGAGGAGGAGGAGGAGGAGGAGGAGGCGAGGAGACAGGUUGAGGAGGGGAAGAUAUAUUUUGAGGAGGAGAAGAAGGAGAAGGCAAAGCAGACGAAGCCUCGAUCUGGUCGCUGUCCUGGCCGUCGGAUGUCGAUCAGCUCGAACGAGUACGUUGACCAUCUACGAUCCUUAGCGUCAGACUCAGACGACUCUGGCACGCAGGCAAGGCCUUACGAGCGCUCCACAGCCUUGGAGAUCGCUAAACGUUUCGAACCAUUGGUUAAGAGCAAUAGGCUUGUUGUCAAUGACUUACCAUCGCAGUCAACGCUGGGAGGCCAUAGCCAAAGUGGCGAUUGCACCUACGGCCGCGCUCACGUGCGUCAUAUCGUCCUGGGACCGAGUACGCGGGACCAAGCCGCGGGAACAGGUAGUAGGGGUGGCGAUGCUCCUGCUGACGUUGGUGACCGUACUACUAGGGGUGCUGACGACGGUAUUCCAGGGAAUACUACUGCGGGAACCGUGAUCUACUACGUACUAGAGAAGACGUGCCGCUCGCGCGAAGGGCAGGUCGUCGGGAAGGACGUCUCCGUCAGGAAGGCCGAUCUGGGACCGUUGAUGAUGGAGGGGGAAAGCGGAUCGGUUGCCUAUGUCAGGGGUCGGGUCAUCACCAGGCUUGGGUCGAACCUCAUCUUAUCCACAACGUCUGAAAGGGCAAACAUGUCGACGUCUUCCCACUGCUCCUGGACUAGGUGGAAGUCCAGGAUCGCCAUCAUGUCGACCACGACCGGCAUUCGAAAGACCAUACGCGUACGUCCCGCCUUGGAAAGAGCUGGUAGCAUAGCACUUAACCCAUCAAAGAAGCGCCUGUGCAUCGCCGACCUAGGGAGCAGCAAGCGAGUGUGGGAGGCGAUCGCGGCAGAGAGCGAAGAUCCGAUCAUGAACGGGAGCCUGUUGCAGACAUUUGCAAGCUUGGAGCAGGAUGGAGGAGGGAACUGCUCUCUCUCUGAGAGUGUUGAGCCCGUGUACGAUUCCUUUAGCUUCGUCGAAGACAGGCAGAGACGCAGGUGUCUUUACUUCUUACAGCGCAAUGGAACGCUGGGACGGGUGCGGGCCAUUACCCCGGGCGCCGACCAUUCAACGGUGGUAGAAGCUUUGCCAGCACAAUCAUCAGUGCUUGAUGAAAGCAGGAAAUCACAUCUGAUUCAACCACCUGAUGACGGCAGUGGCCAGCACCAAUGGGCUUCAAGUUAUCACGAUUUGCGGGCCGUCGCCUCGACUGCUGACGGGUGCAAUGUGUUCGCUGUAGAUAACCAUGUAGGUGGGAGGGUGAUCUGGAUAAGACUGAGUGCCAUUUGUGGGCAAGCUGAAGGUUCGAAGAUGGGUGAAAUUUUCAGGCUAGAGAUCGACAGAUCGAAGCUGCAUGCGUGUAACGCCACACGCUCGCUGAGCAACAACACGGAAAUAGAAGUCGCUAAACGCUUGACCUCCUCCUCCGUCGGCAUCAGUACUUCCGCUCCAGCUCGUCCUUCCAAACGUGCUACAUCCUCAUUCGCGAUGUACGGAGUAGCGGCCACGAUCAUUUUGAGCGCGGUGGUGGCUGCAACCCUUUGCGCCCUCGUCUUGAGACGUUGGCGUCAGAAGAAUCGAGAUGGGGACUCGAGAAGACCAGCAACCGUAGGAGGAGGGGGAGGAGGAGGAGGAGGAGGAGGAGGAGGUAGUUGUCCUUCGUCUCCUGACCCCUUUAGUAGUACCCCUCACAAUCGCCUAGUUAGAAAUAAGUCAGCCCGUCUCCCCCAUCUUUGCCCUCCAUCUCAAUUAGCUUCGUCGCGCAAUAACGACGGCUAUAACCAAAGCGAUGGCUUUCAAUUAGCGUUGAGCGAUAACGACGACACCCACAGCGACGGCAUUGAUGCGGCGAAGAACAGUAAUAACAACGAGGAGGACGACGUGGAUGACGUCAACAACAACAAAGACAAUGAGGAGGAGGAGGAGGAGAAAGAGGAGGACGGCGAUGACGGGGGAGGGAGGCGGCUGGAGCGCUGGAUUAUGAACUCGCUCCAGCGAGAACACUCCUCACUUCGAGCUCCUCGCUAUGGCGGCCAAGGAGGAGAAGAACGAGGGACUCUCUGGGCGAUAGAUGAGAGACCCGAGCGGUUCGGCGAUGGCGAGGACGACGAACCAGAAGAGAGCAAGGUCUGGAUUAUAGACAUGCGGCCAGACAACCCUGUGCAAGCUCUCCGCGAUGCAGACGAGGGUGCGCUGAGGCUGAGGAGGGAUCACAGGAACUCAGUCUCGCAGCUCGACGACUCCCCUCAACCUUCCGGCGAUGGUGGAGAAGGAGAGGGGAGGAGAGGAGAGGUGACUAGGAGUGUCUCCAUCCUAGAUACGCAGCUCGAAAACCCACUGCAACCCGCCAGCGAUGGGGAUGGAGCAGAGGAUGUCAGGGGACAUAAGAACUUAGACUCGCAGCUUGACAACUCCUUGCAACCUUCCGGCGAUGGAGAAGAGGGAGGAGGAGGAGGAGGAGGAGGAGGAGGAGGGGGAGGAGGAGGAGAGCAGAAGGUAGACACGCAGCUCGAGAGCCUCUUGUCGCCUUCCCACCACGUAGGAGAUCCUGAGAAUCGCCGGAUCGUCAACUGGGGGCGUGAAUACUCGUCGCUACCACCACGUCGCCAUAGGCGGGAUGGAGGAGGUGCAGGUAAGCUCCCGGAUAUGGAGUCUCAGGUUGGUAGCUCGUCCCUGCAAGCUUUCGACGAUGGAGACGAAGCCGAAGAAUGGAACGAAGUAUGGACUAUAGACGCGCAGCGGAAGAGACCCUCGCAUCGUUCCACCUAUGGAGACGAAGGAGCAAGGAGGAGCGUCCGCAGGAGGUUUCUCUCGCAGCAGCGUCAGAGAGCCUCGCUUAAAGGUUCCGGCGAUGGCGGCAAAGCCAAGGAAGAAGAAGAAGAAGAAGAAGAAGAAGAAGAAGAAGAAGAAGUAGGCAACCUCUGGGUUAUAGACUUGCCGGAGCAGCAUGAGACCUGGCUACCGCAGCAGCAUGAGACCUGGCUGCAUCCAGCUCGUGAUGGAGAUCAUGAUCGUCCUGUCAAUAGAGAGGCUGGCAGACAAGAUCGCCAGAUCGAGCCCCUCCACGACAAGCCGUUAGAGGUCGAUGCAAUCAGGGUAGAUACCGGCUCGCCGAUGGCCGGGAUCCAUGUGAUCCCGGUUAUGGAUUGCGUUGUGGAUUACUCCUUGGAUAGGUUUGUAGAUAGCGAUAUGGAAAUGUCUGUGACAAUGACCUUUCUCUCUGACUCUCCCUCCGAUUUCGAAAGUGUAUAGCCCACUCAACGGUGACCGUUCUUGCGGCCUGAGUCUAGAAACG